CAAAGAAACCUCGAAAUCGGGCGAAAAGUUCAUGGAAUUGUUUCAUCUUAUCUUAGUGAUGAUCUUGUUCUUUACAAUCGGCUUAUUACUAUGUAUUCUGUUUGUGGGUUUCCCUUGAAUUGUCGUUUGGUUUUUGAUGAAUUAAAGGUGAAGAACUUGUUUUUGUGGAAUGCAGUGAUUAGUGCUUAUACAAAGAAUGAACUUUUUGAUGAUUCUAUUUUAAUGUUCUGUGAAUUGGUUUCAAGCACUGAUUUGAAACCUGAUAAUUUUACUUUUCCUUGUGUUAUUAAAUCUUGUGCUUUGGGUUUUAGGAUUGGUCUUGGAGAGGCGAUUCAUGGGUUGGCGGCGAAAUCGGGGUUGGAUUCCGAUGUGUUUGUGGGCAAUGCAUUGAUUAUGAUGUAUGGUAAGUUUGGGUUAGUUGGAGAUGCAGUUAAGGUGUUCGAUAAUAUGUCCCAAAGAAAUUUGGUUUCGUGGAAUUCGUUGAUUCGUGUUUAUUCAGAAAUUGGGUUAUAUAAGGAGAGUAUUGUUGUCUUUGUGAGAAUGCUUCAAGAUGAGUGCGGUUUAGUACCUGAUGUUGCUACGUUGGUGACAGUAUUGCCGAGUUGUGCAAGGGAAGGGGAUAUUGAAAUGGGAAAGAUGCUUCAUGGUUUGGCUAUAAAACUGAGUCUCAUUCAUGAGGUUACUGUGAAUAAUGCCUUUGUUGACAUGUAUGCCAAGUGUGAGCUCUCAAAUGCCGCACAAACGCUUUUUGAGGAGAACAAACAUAAGAACACGGUUUCAUGGAAUUCAAUCAUCUGGAAUUUUUCUAGAAAUGAUGAUGCUUCAAAGGCACUUGAUCUCCUUAGGGAACUUCAUAUGGAAGGAGAUGAAGUUAGAGUCAACGAAGUCACUAUUUUGAAUGUGUUGCCAGCAUUGUCCCAAAAGUCGCAGAUAAUGAGCUUAAAGGAACUUCAUGGCUACUCAUUAAGACGCGAAUUUUUUGGAGAUGAGUUGGUGGCUAAUGCGUUCAUUGUGGCCUAUGCAAAAUGUGAGUCUUUAAGUUCUGCUGAGUUUGUCUUUCAUGAAAUAGAGACCAAGAUGUUGAACUCUUGGAAUGCAGUUAUUGAUGGUAAUGCACAAUAUGGAGAUCCGAGAAAGGCUCUAGACUUUUACCUUGAAAUGAGAUCUUCAGGCUUACAUCCUGAUCGGUUUAGCUUAACAAGCCUCCUUUUAGCCUGUUCCAAACUUCGUCUUUUGCCAUCUGGCAAAGAAAUCCAUGGCUUUGUGCUUCGAAAUGGAAUAGAUACUGAUCCGUUUAUAAGUGUAUCACUGCUUUCUUUUUACUUCCGGUGUAAUAAACCACAAUUUUCUAGGGCUUUAUUUGAUGGAAUGAUAAAUAAAAUUCCCGUUUCCUGGAAUGCAAUGAUUUCUGGAUAUGAACAGUCUGGAUGCCCAGAGCAAGCUCUUGACACAUUUCAUCACAUGCUUAAACAAGGAAUUAGGCCCAAUGCAAUUGCAGUAACAAGUCUUCUUGGGGCAUGCUCACAGCUCUCUUGCUUGAGGCUGGCAAAGGAAAUACACUGUUUUACCUUGAAGGGCAAUCUGACAGAAGAUGUGUUUGUUAACUGUUCCAUCAUAGAUAUGUAUGCUAAAUGUGGAUGCAUAGAAUUCUCUCAGAGGUUCUUUGAUAGCAUGACUAAGAAAAUUUCAGCAUCGUGGACAGCCAUGAUUUCAGGAUAUGCAGUUCAUGGACAUGGAAAGGAGGCAUUGCUGCUAUUUGAACAGAUGCGAAUACAGGGAUUCAUGCCUGAUCAUUUUACGUUUGUCAGUAUCCUUAUGGCAUGCAGCCAUGCUGGGCUUAUUGAAGAAGGUCUGGAAUAUUUCUAUGAAAUGCAUAGUUUAGAUGGGUUAAUUCCCAGAUUAGAGCAUUACACUUGUGUGGUGGACAUGCUAGCACGUGCUGGCAAACUGUAUGAUGCAAUGGAGCUUAUGAAAAAUAUGCCCAUGGAAGCUGAUGCUAAAAUUUGGACUUCUUUGAUUAGUUCUUGUAGAAUUCAUGGCAAUAUGGUUUUAGGAAGAAUAGCAGCUGAGAAACUGCUACAACUUGAUCCAAAUAGGGUAGAGAACUAUGUUUUAGUAUCAAAUUUACUAGCACAAUCAGGCAAGUGGGAUGAUGUGAGAAGUGUGAGAGCGAAAAUGAAAGAGAAAAGACUUCAGAAAGAUGCUGGCUGUAGUUGGGUAGAAAUUGGAGGGAAGAUUUAUAAUUUCGUCGUUGGUCAUCACAUGCUUUCUAAAUCAGAAGGGAUUCAAAAAUUUUGGACUGAAUUAGAGGUGAAGAUCAGAAAAAUUGGUUACAUUCCUGAUACUAGUUCAGUGCUUCAUGAUGUGGGACAAGAAGAGAAAUUACAAAUUCUAAGGGGACAUAGUGAGAAGCUUGCAGUCUCCUUUGGCUUGUUAAAAACUGCAGAUGGUAUGACAGUGAGAAUUUGCAAGAAUCUGCGUAUAUGUUGCGAUUGCCAUAAUGCGAUUAAACUGGUAUCCAAGGUUGUUAACAGGGAGAUAGUUGUGAGAGAUAACAAGCGGUUUCACCAUUUUAAGGAUGGGUGUUGUUCAUGUGGAGAUUAUUGGUAAAAUACUCGUAUGCAAACCUUUCACAAUUGAAGCCAAAGACAUAUCUUUCCCUUGUGAGCAGGGUUGUAUUGAACUAAGACUCAGCUCAAUCUCAGGUUCUUCAGUGACUAGUUUGUGUUUGGCUACAUAAAGAGUCAUUAGAAAAAAUUCCCUUAUUCCAUGUGACAAGUGAGGGUAGCAAGCUACAUCUUUGAUGGAGAUCUUUAGACACCUUUACAAAAAGCAAAGCAAACACAGACAACAAACAGCUCUGAUUGUGAUGCUCUCAAAUAUUAUGAUUAAAUGGGAUACCAUUAAUUGUAAACCUGGUGUAUAUAGUAAAAUUAUGUACCAGGCAUGGUUGCAGAACAGCUAAUCGAGAAGGUACAUAGUGUAAGAGACUUGCAGUUGUGUUUGAUCAUAGGGAAGUUCAAUUUGGGGCUGCUGUAUGAAAAGAUUGAGUUCAACAAGUAGAUCAUAUCAAGGGAAAACUUUGCU
Messenger RNA from Chenopodium quinoa (quinoa), 3087 nucleotides. Its product is annotated as pentatricopeptide repeat-containing protein At1g18485-like. Gene Ontology annotation, molecular function: protein binding; zinc ion binding; RNA binding. Gene Ontology annotation, biological process: RNA modification. NCBI's taxonomy places the organism in Eukaryota, Viridiplantae, Streptophyta, Magnoliopsida, Caryophyllales, Amaranthaceae. The record is from RefSeq and is a predicted model, not a curated record.